Podarcis lilfordi (Lilford's wall lizard) is the source of this 555-nucleotide messenger RNA. The record is from the annotation of a GenBank genome assembly. NCBI's taxonomy places the organism in Eukaryota, Metazoa, Chordata, Lepidosauria, Squamata, Lacertidae.
AUGGGCAGCAAUAGUUAUCCACUCCACCCAAGUGGCACAGUGGAGGACAGUUGGGGCUGUGUCUACAUGGUCUUGCUAAGGGGAUUGGCUGCAUGGCCCUUCAAUCAACAUGGCUGUCAAAAAAGAUCACAGCUGGAUUUGGCCUGGCCCAUCCAGUUGUCAGGGGCGACUUGUGAUACACUGCCCUUUCUUGCAACAUUUGCUCCUGAGUGCUGCGAUGCCCAAUCAGCGCAGCUGACAUGUACCCUUUUUAUUUGUGGUGGUGAUGAGAUAAAUGGGAACAAUCUCUCUUUAUUUUUGGCCAGGUCUUUUGCUUCCCUGGAAUCCCUGGGGCUCUGCUCCCUUCUCCUCCCCUUAGAUACGUUUGCUUUUCGGUCUUGGGACCAGAGCGAUAGCAAGACAAGUCCACCUUCUUGUUUUGAUAUCCGUUGGACUUUUGAGAUCAAAAUAAUAGUAAUCCUGGACCUUGUUUUACGAAGCGAAUGUGUUCAUGCAAGUCUUUCUUUUCUUUUCUUUUUUAACAGCCAUUGGGAGAGAAGUGGAGGUAAUAUUUGA